AUGGCAGAAAGAAUACUACAAGAUAUAGCUGAACAAAAAAAGCGUCUUGAAAUAGCGCAAAUCAAUAAAAACACGGAAGAGAAAGCAGAUGCCUACUACAAUCUAGCCAGAGCUUAUUCAUUCCUCAGUGACUUUCAUCAAGAAAUAGAGUACCUCAAGCAAUACCUGAGCAUAGCUGAGGAAGUCGGUGACAGAGCAGGAUCAGCAGGAUGGGCCUAUAACAAUCUCGGCUGUGCUUACGAUUCACUCGGUGACUCCCAAAGAGCAAUAGAGUACCACAAUCAACACCUCAGGAUUGCCAAGGAAGUCGGUAACAGGGCAGGUGAAGGAUGUGCCUAUGGAAACCUCGGUCUUGCUUAUCACAACCUUGAAGAAUUCCAACGAGCAAUAGAGUACCAGAAUCAACACCUCAGCAUUGCCAAGGAAGUUGGUAACAGGGCAUGUGAAGGCAAAGCCUAUGGCAGUCUCGGCGAUGUUUAUCACAGCCUUAAAGAAUUCCAACGAGCAAUAGAAUACAACAAUCAACACCUCAGCAUUGCCAAGGACGUUGGUGACAGGGCAAGUGAAGGCAAAGCCUAUGGCAAUCUCGGCAAUGUUUAUCACAGCCUUGAAGAAUUCCAACGAGCAAUAGAAUACCACAAUCAACACCUCAGCAUUGCCAAGGAAGUUGGUGACAGGGCAAGUCAAGGCAGAGCCUAUGGCAAUCUCGGCAAUACUUAUUCCGUUCUUGGGGAAGACCAACGAGAGUAGAGUACGCCGAGAAAUACCUCACCAUUGCCAAGGAAGGUGGUAACAAGGCAGAGGAAGGCAGAGCCUAUUUCAAUCUCGGCCUUGCUUAUAUCCGCCUUGAAAACUUCCCACUAGCAAUGGAGUGCCACAAGAAACACCUGAGCAUUGCCAAGGAAGUCGGUGACAGAAAAGAAAAAGGACGUGCGUAUUUACACAUCGGCGACGUUCAUAGAUCCCUCGGCGACGUGCAACGAGCAAUGGAGUACUUCAAGCAAUGCCUGAGCAAUGCCAAGGAAAUCGGUGACAGGGAAGGACAAGUAGGUGCCUAUUGCCACCUCGGGAAAUGUUAUAGAGAUCUCCACGACUUGAAGGAAGCAAUAGAGUGUUACAAGCAACACCUGAGAAUUGCCGAGGAGAUCGGUAACAGGAGAGCAGAAGCAUGUGCACAUCGCGGUCUGGGUCACUCUUUUUUUGAAUCACAUUCUUUGAAUGAGGCUUUAGAACAUUAUAGAUGCUGUGUUAAAAUCUAUGACACUAUUAGAUCCAAUUCUAUCUCGGAAGAUCAAUUGAAAAUAAGUUUUCGUGCGAGUAAGAGAGAUGCCUAUACUCACUUAUGGCAAGUUUUAGUAAUGCUUCAAAGGAAUGAUGAGGCUUUAUACACUGCUGAGAGGGGACGAGCACAGGCUUUGCUUGAUGCCUUAAAAGUAACUUAUGGUCUUACAUCACUUUCUCCCAGGUCAAUUGAAUCUGAAGAAAAAGUUAGAAAUAUUUCAAGGAAGACAACUGUUUUAACAGUUUUCCUUGCCCUGCACGAGAAAACAGUCAAUAUCUGGGUGUUGGGAAAAGAGGACAAACCUAUUUUUAGGCAAGAGAAGAUAGAAAUUGGACUUGAACACGAAGAUUCCUUUACUCUCCUUUUAGAGAAUGUUUUGAAAGACAUUAGGGCUGGCGUCGGUAUUAGGUGCGAAAAUCGGUCAAUGGAUAGGCUGAGUGAUGACUCAACUCCCUCAAGUACUCAAGACGACAAUCAAACAUCGGAGCUAUCACAGGAGAGCACCGACAGGGCUGGCGUCGGUAUUAGGUGCGAAAAUCGGGGCGAAUUACAGCCAUUAUAUGGUGCAGUUCUUGGUCCCAUUAAAGACUUGCUUGAUGGUGAUAAACUAAUUGUAGUUCCUGAUGGCGCUUUGUCUAAAUUUCCUUGGGCAGCCCUGAGUGAAACUUUAAGGAUCCGGACUGUUCCCUCACUGACAAGUUUGAAAGUCAUCACAGAUUCUCCAAGUGAAUACCACAGUAAAAGUGGAGCCCUGCUUGUUGGAGAUCCAUGCUUGAAGAAAAUUACAGAUAAAUGGGGGAACCCCAUUUAUGAUCCUCUGAACUACGCAAGAAUGGAAGUGGAGAUGAUUGGAGAAAUUCUAAAGAUUCAACCUUUAACAGGUGAAGAUGCAACCAAAGAAGCUACACUACAGAGAAUCGCGUCAGUUUCUUUGGUUCACAUCGCAGCCCACGGAAGGAAGGAAACUGGAGAAAUUGUUUUGGCUCCAGACCCCCGAUGGGGAUCCAAGACUCCUACGGAGGAGGACUAUAUUUUGAAAAUGUCUGAUAUCCAAGCUGUGAAGCUGAGAGCAAGGCUAGUUGUGUUAAGUUGUUGCCAUAGUGGUCAAGGACCGGUCUCGUCUGAGGGUGUGGUCGGUAUGGCACGUGCUUUCUUGUUUGCAGGUGCUCGUUCCGUGCUGUCGACACUCUGGGCAAUUGAUGACGAAGCCACAAUGAUGUUUAUGAAAUCUUUCUAUCAACAACUUGCAAGCGGAGAAAGUGCAAGUGUUGCUCUUCAGAGGGCCAUGAAAUGUCUUCGAGACUCCCACGAUUAUUCUGCUCCAAAGUACUGGGCUCCUUUUAUUCUGAUGGGCGAUGACAUUAAGAUUGAAUUGGAAAAAGAGUCAUUGAGCAAGUCGUAA
Messenger RNA from Porites evermanni, 2684 nucleotides. The record is from the annotation of a GenBank genome assembly. NCBI's taxonomy places the organism in Eukaryota, Metazoa, Cnidaria, Anthozoa, Scleractinia, Poritidae.